AUGCUGGCGUCAAGGGCUCUUUUGGUGAAGCAAGCAGCAGCUGUGCUCAGCCGCCAACCUGCUUGCAUGGUACACCAUGGAGACUGGGGGAACUGGGGAAACUCCAACAUUGCUGUGGUGUUUUCAGGCUGUGGCUGGUGGGAUGGAACUGAUGUCCAUGAAGCUGCAUACACCAUGUAUCACCUGAGCCGUAAUGGUGCCCGGUUUCAGAUCUUCGCUCCCAACCAGCAGCAGAUGCAUGUGGUGGACCACAUGAAGAUGCAGCCCUCCUCUGGAGAGAACAGGAACAUGAUGAUGGAGUCCGCCCGUUUCAGUCAUGGUCAGGGCAUGAUGAAGAUGCAGGACCUUUCCAGUCUGGAUGUCAACAGCUUUGAUGGAAUUAUCUUCCCUGGAGGACACGGCAUUGUCAAGAACUUGUCCAGUUUUAACAAGGAUGGAAAAGAUUGCAAGCUGCACAAUGAUGUGGAGAAAGUUCUGAAGGAAUUCCAUCGUAAUGGCAAACCUAUUGGUUUGUCCAGCAUGUCUCCUCUGCUGGCCUGCCGUGUUCUGCCAAGUCUGGAGGUCACCAUGGGUUAUGAGCGAGAUGAGAACAGCCGCUGGGGCCGAUGGCCAAACACCAACAUGGUGCAGGCUGUGAAGAGCAUGGGGGCUCGUCACAACGUCCGUGAGCCUUACGAGGCCUAUGUGGACGAGAAAAACAAGGUAGUGAGCACCCCGACCUUCAUGUGGGAGACAGACUAUCACUACCAUUACAUCUUCGAUGGCAUUGGGAACAUGGUCAAGCACGUCAUGCGCAUGUCUUCAAAGUGAUUCCUGUUAUUAACAAAUGCUGAAAAUGCUGAAUCGUAGGUUGAUCCGCACCUGCUGG
Messenger RNA from Trichomycterus rosablanca, 868 nucleotides. It is a transcript of the gene gatd3l, whose product is annotated as glutamine amidotransferase class 1 domain containing 3, like. The record is from RefSeq and is a predicted model, not a curated record. Gene Ontology annotation, cellular component: mitochondrion. The transcript is spliced from 7 exons. Bases 1 to 810 code for a protein of 269 amino acids. NCBI's taxonomy places the organism in Eukaryota, Metazoa, Chordata, Actinopteri, Siluriformes, Trichomycteridae.